Clarias gariepinus (North African catfish) is the source of this 3583-nucleotide messenger RNA. RefSeq names its product arf-GAP with dual PH domain-containing protein 1-like. The transcript has 11 exons. The coding region runs from base 654 to 1796 and encodes 380 amino acids. Gene Ontology annotation, cellular component: plasma membrane; intracellular membrane-bounded organelle. NCBI's taxonomy places the organism in Eukaryota, Metazoa, Chordata, Actinopteri, Siluriformes, Clariidae. Gene Ontology annotation, biological process: positive regulation of GTPase activity. The record is from RefSeq and is a predicted model, not a curated record. Gene Ontology annotation, molecular function: phosphatidylinositol bisphosphate binding; GTPase activator activity.
UUGGCAAAGGUUGUAUCCUAUGUACCUAUCCUCGUAUCUAUGACUUUUUCUAAGUCUAGUGUUGGUAAUUACCUUGGGAUUUGGAGGGGUGCCGGCCUACUGUGGAACAUAUGGCGGUAUAUUGUAGGGUAGAGGCUAUCUGUCAUACAGCUUGGUCAUCGAUGCUUUUCAUAAAAUUUAUAUGCCAGAGGAAUCGAAAAUGGAAACACUCCUGAAACCAUUUGCCAUUUACCCAAAGUUUUAAUGGCCAGAGUUAAUGUGCUGUUUUAACAGUAUUGCGUGUAGUAAGUAUAUUAAUAGGCAAUAUGUUUUGCCCUCAAUCUUGAGCCACUUAAACAGAGAUAUAGCAUAUUGUACAGCACGACCGCUUGAGGUCUCUCUCAGCUAUGGGCGGGAAAAACACGGGUACUGCGAAACUAACCAGACACAGACGAAUUCAUUCCGCUCAACAGCUUCUGUCUGCAUCUUAAAGGGUGUGAAUUAGUACUUUCGUAUUCGCAUCCAUAUAGUGUGGUUGUCACCGGUCUGGAUCCUGGAAUUUCCUAACGUGCGACAUUUCGAGCGGUAUCAUUGACGCUACUUCUGACAGUCGAGAGCAGAAUUCCAACUGAAAAUAUCGUAGCUUUCGGCGUUUAUCACAUUAAAAGAUCUGAAUGUCCAGCAUGGCUUCGGAGGAAGAGACGAACAGACGCUGGCUUCGGGUGUUUCUGGACAGACCGGGGAAUGGGUGCUGUGCUGACUGCGGUGCCCCAGGUCCAGAGUGGGCAUCUUUCACUUUGGGUGUCUUUAUGUGUCAGUGCUGCUCAGGAAUCCACCGUAGCAUUCCUCAGAUCAGCAGAGUCAAAUCUAUCUUCCUUGACCCCUGGGAGAAAUUAGAAGUAGAGUUGAUGUCCUCCAUUGGAAACAGUGCUGCAAAAGCCAAAUAUGAGCAGAUGGUGCCAGCCUUUUAUUACAUGCCAACACACACGGACUGCCAGCUGCUGCGGGAACAGUGGAUCCGGAGCAAAUAUGAGAGAAAUGAGUUUAUUUAUGUGGAGAGGCAAGAGCCAUACUCAGCAGGUUACCGGGAAGGGUUUUUAUGGAAACGAGGGCGGGACAACAGCCAGUUCCUGAGCCGGAAAUUUAUUCUCUCAGAGCGAGAGGGAGCAAUGAAGUAUUUUAACAAGCAUGAUGCUAGGGAGCCCAAGGCCUUAAUGAAGAUCCAAACAAUUAAUGCCACCUUUCAGCCAACAAAGAUUGGCCACCCUCAUGGGCUCCAGAUCACCUACAUGAAGGACAAUAGCACCAGGAAUAUUUUUGUAUACCAUGAGGAUGGAAAGGAAAUAGUUGACUGGUUCAAUGCGAUACGGGCUGCUAGGUUUCAUUAUUUACAAGUUGCUUUUCCUGGAGCCUCUGAUACUGAACUAGUGACCAAACUGACAAGAAAUUAUAUUAAGGAGGGUUACAUGGAGAAGACAGGACCAAAGCAAACAGAGGGUUUUAAAAGACGCUGGUUCACCCUGGAUGACAGGAGAAUCAUGUACUUUAAAGAUCCAUUGGAUGCGUAUGCACGAGGGGAGGUGUUCAUUGGCAGUAAGGAAAGUGGCUACACAGUAGUUGCAGGCCUACCCCCCUCUACACAGGGCUACCACUGGCAGUUUGGGAUCACCAUUGUGACACCAGACAGAAAGUUCCUCUUUGCUUGUGAGAAAGAGGAGGAGCAGAAAGAGUGGAUAACUGUAUUUCAGAGCGUCAUCAACAGACCUAUGCUGCCACAGGAGUAUGCAGUGGAGGCACACUUCAAGCAUAAGCCGUGAUUGCUUCUCAGAAUCAAGAUCUCAAAGAUGCCAUGGAAGCUUGUAGCAAUGCACAGCACCAAAGCCUAUAAUUUUCCACAGAAAGAGACAGCCACGAGACAGCAGCUCCAGAACACUGACUGGGCUAGUACAAUGACUGUUCAAACACUGCUUUAAAAUACUGUGCAAGAGCACAUCCAAGUUUAAACCCAGCUUCGUCUAGUAAAUAAAUGGUCUUUCCUGGCAAAAAUGUCAUUUGAAAGUGACAUUAAUCAAAAGUAACACAAAAAUGACCCAGGUUGUUUUCAUGAAACUUAAAUGAAAAAAUAUAUAUGCACAUACACCAGACAAAGAAAAUCAUAAAACCAAUGUACACACACCUACAUUUAAUUUUGACUUUAUUUGACUUCAUAAGGUCCUUUUGAACAUAAGCCCAGUAAAAAAUGCCUCUUCUCUUGCCUGGGUACCACCUACAAAAAUCCAAAAAUAGUCAAUGCAAAUGACCUUAUACAUACUUAAAUGUUGGGUGCAAAUUCAUUUUUGAGUACAGUAGCACUUGCAGUGGCACAGAAAAGGGCGAAAAAGAUAUGGUAUAAGAUGGUAUAUGUUGGGGAAUGCAAAUAGAAUAUUGCAUUCAAGAUCAAAGAACAUAGGGCAUAACUAUAUUUCUAAAUAAAUAAAUAAUCAAACAAACAAACAAAAAAAUAAUUAUUUCAAAAAUACUAAUGGUUAAAAAAAAAAAAGCUCAGUAAAAGUUUGAAUUGUGCGAAUCUUUUCUACUCACAGUCAAUAAAUUACUUCCAUUGUGGGUAGUGAUGUAAACUGGUUAAUUAAGUUUUUAGUUAGCAAUGUUGUGGAGCACAAACAAAUACCUUUCGUCUCCCACCAAAAGUAUAAGUCUCCCACAAGAUGCAGUGAUCCCACUUGUGACAACCAACUACACUAGGCACAACCAUAACAAUAAGUGGAGUCAUUUGCUCUGACUAUAAUGGUGAAAUCAGACAUUGCUGCACAUUGCAUUUUUAUGUUUGCCUCUUCAUUAAUCAUGUACUGGAUUCUGAUGUUUUGAGAAUAAUUUGACAAUUUGAUCAGUUUGAUUAUGCCAACCGAAACAGCCAACAUAAGGAAAUUCAAAAGGAAAAUGAGGAACGACUCUUGGGAAUUUUUAUUUGAUUAUUAACCAUACAUUAGAGCAAGAAACUCUUUGUGGUUUCUUGAAAAUAUAUUCUUAUUUUAUCCUCAUUAUGUUGCCUAUUAAUAGAUCAGUAAACAUAUAAAAUUACUUCACAGCUAUUUGCAGCCUGUAAUUGCCCAUGAAUAAGAUUGAUAUGUAAAUAUUUACUAGGGAACUAAACUGUAGAUUAAAACCAAUUCAUUAAAUGAAGAAUAAAUUAAGAAAUAGGCUAAUUACCCAGUAUUUACAAAUAAAGAAAAGAAACUCAUAAAUGUUAUAAUGUUAUGCUUUAAUUCUUAUGUCAAAGAAGCCUGUAUUAGUUGUUAUUUAGCUGCUUAAUUUGAUAUGAAGUAUAAUGAAUGAUCAUUUGCACUCUGUGUGUGUGUGUGUAUUACUUUGCAAGUCUUUGGCACCAUAUUAUCAGUACAUCUCAUGUCUGCCCUAUAACUUUAAAGUAAAGUAGUUUCUGUCUUGUAAUAUCUUGCUUUCUUUACAGGAAUGUAAAUAUUCUUCCGUGAUGUUAUUUAUUAAUUAAUUUUAAGAUAUAUUUGAAAAUAAUAAAUGCUUUUGUACAUAGAAAUACAGACAUGGAAAACAUACUAUAUAUAUAUAUAUAUAUAUAUAUAUAUAUAUA